AUGAGCGUGAACGCGAGUGUUUUCAAUGCAGCGGCCGUGUCGCAGGACUGGACUUACCUGUCGUCCGCGCGCUAUGCCGAGAUGGGCGCGUUCGAGGCGUGCUGGACCUGGAUGACGGACAACUUUACAGAGUACCAGAUUGCAACCUGGGGCUCGCUCAUUCUGCACCAAGUCAUCUACUUUGGCCUGUGCCUCCCCGGCUUUCUCUUCCAGUUCCUCCCAUUCAUGCGCCGCUACAAGCUGCAGCAGGAAAAGCCAGAGACCUGGGAGCUCCAGUGGAAGUGCUUCCGAAUGCUCAUGUUCAACCACUUUUGCAUUCAGACACCGCUGAUCAUGGGCACACACUCGUUCAUGCGCUACUUUGACAUUCCGUACUUGUACAAGGACAUCCCUGCCUGGUACAUUCUUGCCGCUCAGGUUUUCGCUUGCCUCGUCAUUGAAGACACCUGGCACUACUUUAUGCACCGAUUGCUGCACCACAAGGCCAUCUACAAGUACAUCCACAAGGUUCACCACACCUUUGCCGCUCCGUUCGGCAUGGUUGCCGAGUAUGCCCACCCCGCAGAGACUCUGAUUCUUGGCGUUGGAUUCUUCCUCGGCGUUCUCAUCUUUUGCAACCACCUCAUUCUCAACUGGGCGUGGGUUACCCUCCGACUGAUCGAGACCAUUGAGGUUCACAGCGGCUACGACAUCUGGACUCCUCUGCACUUGCUUCCGUUCUAUGGCGGCGCCAAGUUCCACGAUUUCCACCACAUGAACUUUACCGGCAACUACGCUUCCACUUUCACUUUCUGGGACAAGCUGUUCGGCACUGACGAGAGCUUCAACAAGUACCAAAAAGAAGUCGCUGCCAAGAAGGCAAAGCAAGUGAAGGCCGAGUAA
Molecule: messenger RNA, 882 nt
Organism: Capsaspora owczarzaki ATCC 30864
Lineage: Eukaryota; Filasterea; Ministeriida; Capsasporidae
Product: C-4 methylsterol oxidase
Exons: 6
Coding region: 1-882 (293 amino acids)
Biological process (GO): sterol biosynthetic process
Molecular function (GO): C-4 methylsterol oxidase activity; iron ion binding
Source: RefSeq, a predicted model, not a curated record